Molecule: messenger RNA, 3558 nt
Organism: Heterobilharzia americana
Lineage: Eukaryota; Metazoa; Platyhelminthes; Trematoda; Strigeidida; Schistosomatidae
Source: the annotation of a GenBank genome assembly
AUAUUUACCAGUAGACUGAGUAUAAAGUACGAGUUAAGAAAUAAAAAUAAGAUACUAAUUAUACAGUUUCAAUAAUAACCAAGAGACAAGGUGGACUUUCAAAGAUAAAGUGAAAAAAACAAUAAUUAUACUCAUUAGAAGAAACUGAUUGGUCAUUUUUUAAUGAAUAAAAACACCAUACUCAUCAAUUUUAACGAAUAAAAAUUUUAUGACAUCAGAAAAUAUGUUAACUAUCCCAUCUGAAUGUAAUUUGUUUAAAUACACCGAUCAUCAUGUGCAUACUCAUCUUUUAAAUAGUCCAAAUAAUAAUCAUCAACCUGAACGGCAGCAUAUUUUACAGUAUCAUAUUCAACAUGGUAAUUGUCUUUCAAUAGAUCAAUCAAAUAUUGAAAAGAAAUCACUUGAAAAUGUUGAAAAUGAAUAUUUAAACAAAAGUAUCACUUCAAUAUCACUUCCAGUUGAUGAAAAUGAAAUAUCUAAUGAGGAGAAUAGUUAUUGUAAUUCUGAGACGGUUAUAUCAACACCUACACUUUUAAAUCCUUAUCAAAAUCGAAAUAAUCAACAAAAUGAAUAUCAAGAUACUUCAUCUACAUCAUCAUCAUCAUCAUCAUCAACAUCCUCUUCAUUAUCAAAGUCAUUAUCAUUGAAUACUGGUUUUAUAUCUACUAAUAACAAUAAACAAACUUUAGUAAAUACAAGUGAAUUGUUUAGUCAUAUUCAUGCUAAUAAAUAUCCAUUCUACAACUUACCAUUUUCAAUGGAUUAUUGUCCAAGUAAAUCAAUUGAAUCAGAAUGUGAAGUCACAAAAUUUAUGAGUAGUUCAGAUAAAAUGCAAAGAAUUGUGAAUGAUUAUACAACAAAUGGACAGUUGAAUAACAUACAAACCAAUGGUAAUCCUACACAGAAUGAACUGAUAUAUUAUAGACAAUCUUCAUUACCUCAUCAUCCAUUGCAUCAUGAUCAAAAAAUCAAUGAAUAUCAAAAAAUAACCCCAGACUUUAAUGCGGUCAGUUCAAAUUUCAUUCCAGGAAGCUACUACUAUAAUCAUGUCAGUAAUAGUACCAAUGAAGACAACAGUAAUGGUAAUGAUAAUAAUAAUAAUAAUAAUAAUAGCACAAAAUUAAUCAGUAGUCAAUCAGACAAAAAAGAUUCACAAGUAAUCAAAAAUAAAAAGUCUAAUUUUAUCUUAAUCCAUCAGCGUAAUCGACGAAAACCACGUAUCCUAUUUUCUCAAUCACAAAUUUAUGAAUUAGAGCGACGAUUUAAACAACAACGUUAUUUAUCUGCUCAAGAACGUGAACAAAUGGCAAAUAAUUUAAAGAUGUCUGCACAACAAGUGAAGAUAUGGUUUCAAAAUCGACGUUACAAGUUGAAAAGACAAGUUCAAGAUAAAAACUUAGAAGAAGCCAGUGUAUUACACCAUCAUUUACACAAUUACUCAUUGCCAUUUCUACAACAAUCGAGAGAAAUGUGUAAUCAUAGUGUUUCUAUUGCAAAUUCACCAUACUUGCACAAUGAUAUUAUCAGUCGACCAGAUUAUGUUCGCCAUGAAACUGAAGAUUUUAAACAACAUUUUCAUAAACUGAAUACAUAUCAGUGGGCGAAUAUAUUUACACAAACGUAUAAUAAAUAUAACAUCAACAGAAAUGAUGAUUACAUCGACAGUUACAAUUCAAGGAAUACUUCAAACACUUCUACUUUGAACGUUUCUACUAUCUUCAAUGAAGAAAAGUCUUUUAAACGUCUUCCAAUUACCAACCCAUUAUCUUCACUAUCUAGUUACUCUGAUUCAAAGUUACUCCCUGGUCACUUCAAUGCGGAGAAUAUCACAGAGUUAGGUCGUCCAGUGCAUCAGGUUGAAUCAACCUCAUCUCAGUCGUUUUCCUUUCAUCAAACACCCGAUACAACACAUGAAUCCAAAUUGCUAGCAACAGAUAAUGAUCAACAUUCUACUUAUCAUAAUCCAAUAUUAUCUCAUUUUCAGUAUACUAAUGAAGAAAAUAAAGUGGUUACUGAAGAUAAUCACAACAGUAAUUAUCAGUCUAUUCACCCCUUUCCUAAUUAUCAUGCUCAGAAUGAACUGGCGGGUAAUUUAAAUUUUAAUCCUACAUUGAACAUUGAAACUUCCCAAUCAAACUUGUCACUUCCAGUAUUAAAGACUCUUCAAAAUCAUCCGACAAAUUUUUGCACAUCUGAUAUGUAUGAUAAUUGUUAUCUUAUACGAAAGAGACUAAAAACUUCACCAUCAUCUUCACAAAUAACAUCAGCAAUAGUAACGACUACACCACUGACAUUAUUCUCUUCGACAGCAGCAAUUGCAGCUGCAGCAGCUGCUGUAGCUGUAGCAGAAUCAGUCAACCCCUUAGACAGACACAUGAAUUCAAAACAAUCAUCGUUGAAAACCAACUGGCUAUCAAAUAAUGCUUUGUCUUCUUCAAAUCUACCCAACUCUUUCAAUGAGCUAAUUAUAUCAACCAGCGGAAAUCAUUCUUGGACAAACGAGACUGGAAAAAUUUCAAACCUAUCACCAGUGAAAAAUAGUGGAAAAAUGGACGAAUUUCAAUCAUUUCCUUAUUGUAUGAAUAAGUUUGAUAUAGAAUAUCAAACAGUAUUGAAUGUGGCAAAGGCUGCAUUUCAGCGUGAAAAUAUUCUGAACCGAAGUAAAUCUCCAUUACCAAAUGAAGGUAAAUUAAUUGAAAGGUGUAAUAUUGAUGUGAAACAAAUAGAUGACGACCAAAUUGAGAUAAAUAAAGAGUUAAAUAAUCACCAUCAAGAAUAUCAACAGAAUCUUCGUCAUACAGUUAGUACAUUUGAUUUAAACUGGUCAAACAACAAUAUGUUGAAUAAAUCUAAAACUAUGAUCACUGAUCAAACUGAUAAUUGUUCUUAUAAUUCAUAUUCAAACUUCCCGCCUUAUUCAACUAUACAAACAACUGACAUGUCAAACCAUAUUGACUGAUUUCUGCUUUUAUUGUUUUGACCAAUGGAAAAACUUCUCAUAUUGUACACCUUUAAUUCACAAAUCAGUUAAUAGUAAUAGUAUAUUGAAAGUUUUCCUAAAAUCUAACACUAAUACUGCUACAACUAUUAUCACUUCUCUUCUUGACUUUUUGUUCAAUUAGUAACUUAUGAAAAAUAUCUUCAUUUAACGGUUACAUAUGUUAUUAUGUGAAAAUUUAAACGUUGUACACAGAAUAUUUGAAGUUGCCUCACUCAGUUCAUUGUUUUAAACAAAAAUCAAUAUGAAUUUAACACCUUUAUGAUAAAGAAAACAACUAUUUUUAAGCACAUGAAAUGUUUUACUUCUCUUUAUAUUGUUGUUUUGUUAAAUUAUCAGUGUUAAUAAAGUUUUAUUGUUUUUUUUAGUUGCAUCUUUGUUCUUACUACUAAUUUCUGUUAUUAGUAGUAUCGAUAUUUUUUGAAAAAAACCAAACAUUUUUUAUUGUAUUAUUUUAAAACAUAAUUUUUUGCUUCCUUAAUGAUUUUGUUUUUAUUAUUCAGUGUUACAUUGAGGAACAUUUCUUCUUGAAAUAAGACAUUCAGGCUACAUGUUCAGGC